UGAUCGGUCAAGCUCAAGCUUGGGUCAAGCUAAAGGUUUUGCUCUCAAAUUUUACUCAACCAUUGAGCUAAAUUAUACGCCGGAAUUUUACUUAUUGAAAGGUGAACGAUGGCAACCCAAUCGGGCAGCAGCAUCCAGUUGGCUCCUCUUCGCUCGGUCAGCGAUUUUCUUCUAGAAUCAGCCCGCUUCCAGCUUCCAAAUUUGCAGGACUUUGAAAAAUGGGGAAACAGAGUCGUGAAGAAUCUACUCUACUAUCAGACAAAUUACUUUCUCAUGAGUGUGACUGUUUUUGUUCUGAUUGGAUUACUUCAUCCGUAUAAAAUCGUCCUUGGCGUAAGCAUUAUCAUGGCUCUUCUGUAUGUGUUUGUCAAGUUCUUUGCCGCCGAAGCGCGCCGUACGCUGGGUGCUGCUGCUGGUCAGCAGCCCAACAAGUGGGCCGUACUGGGAGGAGUACUGGGUUGCAGUUAUCUGGUACUGUUUCUGUUCGAUGCCGUUCUGAUAGUGAUGUUCGCUGUGUUGAUGCCGUUCUCACUAACGUUUAUUCACGCUUCGCUGCGGCUUCGUAAUAUCAAAAAUAAGAUUACAAACACCAUCGAAAUUGUUGGGGUAAAACAAAGUCCAAUGGGACAAUUUUUAGAUGCCAUGGGUUUGAUGUCUGAUACAAUUUCAUUUUAAACCCAUUUGUAUCGGUGUUCGUCGAUGGGCAGCUAAACUUUGAGCACUACGCGUUUGCAACCAGAAGUAGAUUCGAGCGAAAACACUCGGUUAGUAGCUCUUUUUAUUUCAGUUGAACAAUUAGGCUGCAAGUUAGAUGCUGUUUUCAUGAAAAGUAACAUUAAAAUUACCAUUUGCAAAAGAAAAAGAUCUGUAGGUUGCUCCUAGUGAUGUCCGUUAAUCGUUCGAUUAGUUCAACUAAUCGAAUAAUACAAGGAAUAUUCGAAUAAUUUUUAAUCGAAUACUGCAUAUAGCACGUGUAAUCCCCGAAUAAAGCUCGCUAAUUGUUGGAUUAAUCGAAUUAAUUAAAGAAAUAUUCGAAUAUUUUUUAUCGAACACCGCUAGCACGAAUAGUUGAAUUAAUUGAUUAGUGCAGACAACGCUCACCGAUUAAUCGGUAAUAAUUGAAAAUUUCGGACAUCACUAGUUGCUCCUAGUCACUACUCAAAGAACUUAUUUACCUUUUAAUAAAAAUCCCUCAAAUAUUCUUAGUAUUGUAAGUGUGCAUGUCACAGUUGACAACUUGAAUAAAUAUUUUGG
Molecule: messenger RNA, 1254 nt
Organism: Sabethes cyaneus
Lineage: Eukaryota; Metazoa; Arthropoda; Insecta; Diptera; Culicidae
Product: PRA1 family protein 3
Exons: 3
Coding region: 109-675 (188 amino acids)
Cellular component (GO): membrane
Source: RefSeq, a predicted model, not a curated record